This is a messenger RNA of Phragmites australis (common reed), 3296 nucleotides long. Its product is annotated as U-box domain-containing protein 52-like. Gene Ontology annotation, biological process: protein ubiquitination; protein phosphorylation. NCBI's taxonomy places the organism in Eukaryota, Viridiplantae, Streptophyta, Magnoliopsida, Poales, Poaceae. The record is from RefSeq and is a predicted model, not a curated record. Gene Ontology annotation, molecular function: ATP binding; ubiquitin-protein transferase activity; protein kinase activity. The coding region runs from base 223 to 2712 and encodes 829 amino acids. The transcript has 11 exons.
GCCCCGGCUACGCGGUGGGCCAUAUGUCAGCGGAAGUACGGACGCAGCGCUCUUUUUCUUUUCUUAUUAUUAUUCCCCUCUCGGUUCCGCCGCCUCCUGCUUGGCGAGGUGGCGAGCGGCGGCUCGACUCGGGAGGCGUCGCCGUCGCGGGAGUUCGAGACAGCGGCGGAGAAGGUAGAGGGCUCUUGUACAAGGGAUAUAGGCAAAGCGAAUUGCAAAGCCAUGGCCACCCGAGAAGAAGCCAAGGCUACUGAAUCAUCGUCUAGUGUUCCAUCUAUCACUAUUGGGUUGGCUGUGAGUAGCUCCAAGUCCAGCAAGUAUGCAGUGAAAUGGGCUCUGAAAAACUUUGGUGCCACAGAGAGGACAAGGUUCAUGCUUAUUCAUGUCCGACAAAGGGUUACACUUGUUCCUACCCCGAUGGGCAACUAUGUCCCAAUUGAUCAAGUGAGGGAUGACAUUGCCAGUGCAUACGAAAAGGAAGUUGAACAUCAGGCCCAAGAUAUGCUCCUUAUGUACAAGAACAUGUGCAAUGAGAAGAUUGAAGCUGAAGUAUUGGUUGUCAAGGGUGAUGAUGUGGCAGAAACCAUUUCAGGUGUUGUCUCAGCAUGCCAAAUCCACAAGCUUGUUGUCGGUGUCUCUUCUCAGGGUAAUUUUGUGAGGAAGUCCAAGGGCACUAGGACGUCCACUCGAAUAUGCAAAUGUGUUCCAAGAUUUUGUAUGGUGUAUGGUGUUUCAAAAGGUGGCUUGUCCAUGGUUUAUUCUCCUGGAUCGGAAGGUGACAACAGCUCUGAAAUAUUCCAGGUCAACGAGAGUUCUAAUAGUGAGCUUCAUUCAGAUGAUAAGUCAUCCGUAUCAGAUAUUACAGCUUCCAGAAUUUCCAGAUCCAACUUGUCCAGGGAGAAUUUGGACAGUUCAUCCUCUGCAGAUCAUAAUCGGCCACGCUCUUUACAUGAAUACCUCACUGGAAGCACUUUAACAUCUAUUGUUGAGAAGAAUCAAAGUAGCACUCCUUGUGUUAGUGGUCAAAAUGCUGGAUCUAGUAACUUGCCUAUCUCGGACAAAACUCCAACUAUAAACAUUGCUCUGCAGGAAUUGAUGCUUUCAGAGGACAAGGCAAGCACUCCUUGUGCUAGUGGUCAAAUCUCUGGAUCUAGUAAGUUGCCCAUCUUGGACAAAGCUCCAACUGUAAACAGUGCGCUGAAGGAAUUGAUGCUUUCAGAGGACAAGGAUGAUGUCAAUUGCGAGCUUGAAAAGCUCAGGCUUGAACUACGACAUAUUAAAGGAGUAUACAAACUCGUUCAGGAUGAAUCUACUAGCGCUUCUCAGCAGAUAAUUGACUUAGCUGAAAGACGUACUGAAGAGGAAGCUCGGCUGAUGGAGGUCCACUCCAGGAUCAACAGUGCCAUUGAGGCAGCGCGGGAAGAAAGGAAGCAUCGGUACACUGUUGAGGCACAGGCCAGACAUGUGAGGGACCUUGCAAAAGAAGAAGCUUUUAAAAAGCAGAAUUUGCAGUUGAGAGCUUCAAGGGAGGCUGAUAAUAUGCAAAAGCUGCAGAAACUUCUUGAAUUGGGAGGCAAGUCAUACUCGAUAUUUACAUGGGAAGAGAUGGAGUCUGCUACAUCAUCGUUUUCAGAGGCGCUUAAGAUUGGAUCGGGAUCUAACGGGACAGUAUACAAGGGCAAUAUCUACCAGACGACUGUUGCCAUAAAAGUACUCAAUUCUGACGACAGCCACAUUACCAAACAUUUCAAACAGGAGCUUGAGAUUUUGGGUAAGAUCCGUCACCGCCAUUUGCUGUUGCUCCUUGGUGCCUGUCUGGACAGAGCCUGCUUGGUGUACGAGUACAUGGAGAAUGGCAGCCUUGAGGAUCGGCUGCAGUGCAAAGGAGGCACAGCCCCACUCCCAUGGUACCACCGUCUCCGCAUUGCAUGGGAAAUAGCAUCGGCACUUGUCUACCUCCAUAGCUCGAAACCAAAGCCAAUUAUCCACCGUGACCUCAAGCCCGCAAAUAUACUCCUUGACAGCAAUCUCACUAGCAAAAUUGGCGACGCGGGCCUUGCGACACUGCUUCCGUUAAGGGACUUUCCGUCAACACACACAAUUCGCAAGGACACAGAUCUAGCUGGUACACUGUUUUACAUGGACCCAGAGUACCAGAGGACUGGUCAAGUUUCAGCAAAAUCUGACACAUACGCCUUGGGCAUGGUGUUCUUGCAGCUGCUGACUGCAAAGCCACCAGUGGGGUUAGCAGACUUUGUCGAGCGAGCGGUGGAAGAGGAUCGCCUUGUUGGCAUCCUGGACCAGCAAGCAGGAAAGUGGCCUGUGCAAGAAGCGUAUGAGCUAGCUCAGCUUGGCCUAAGUUGUUUAGAAAUGCGAAGCAGGGAUCGACCUGACCUGAGAUCUAAGGUUCUUGUAGCGUUGGAGCGGCUGAACAAUAUUGCCAGCACCGCCUGUGACUCAGUGUUGCCAGUCCCAUCUGCACCACCAAGCCAUUUUAUCUGCCCUAUACUCAAGAGGUUAAUGCAGGAUCCAUGCAUUGCAUCUGAUGGGUACUCGUAUGACCGGGUUGCAAUUGAGAUGUGGCUGUAUGAGAAUGAUGUGUCACCACUAACAAAAUCGCGGCUUCCUAACAAAAACUUGGUGCCCAAUCAUGCUCUGCUGUGCGCGAUUAAUAGCUGGAAGGCGGAAGCAGGAGGUGAUGGGGCUCACUGACUGAACUAACUGCACAUGGAUACUGCACUAGAAGCUAAUGACGUACAGGUUUGUCUUGAUAACCUCCAUAUACUAUAGAUACCGUGGAGACGUGGGUUCUCUGUAAGUAGCAGUUUUGCAGCGUCUCCUAUAUUAUAUCUACGAUAAACUUCUUGUUUGCCCCAAAUUAAUGCUCUGAAUCUGCUGGGUAUCCACCAGAUCCUUUCCGGGAUUUAACUAGGGGGAUGCAUAGUAUCAAUCAGAUCCUUUAUGGGAUUUAAUUAGCAGGAACAAUAGUAAUGUGACAUUCCAUUAUAUACCUCCAAAACAUGGUGAAGCUUCUCCUCUAUACCCUCUUACGUUGCUUUUGCAAUGGAGCUGGCCCAUUCCCAGCUUGUGCGACUGUGUGACAGUUUUUGCUGGUUAAGGGAUGCAGAUACUUUUGUUCUGGAUUAAUGCUGCGUGAUUGAGAAAAUAUUGUUCUUAAUUCUGAGAAUAUGCUUGAGCGGAUAAUUGUGAAAUGUUAAACUAUCCCACAAGUGUGGUCCAUGAAGGGUUCGUUUAGGGAUCGAUAGUGUAUUUGGUUGAUUUUUUUUUUGAGAGGG